Rhodamnia argentea is the source of this 3486-nucleotide messenger RNA. Its product is annotated as disease resistance protein L6-like. Bases 1 to 3486 code for a protein of 1161 amino acids. NCBI's taxonomy places the organism in Eukaryota, Viridiplantae, Streptophyta, Magnoliopsida, Myrtales, Myrtaceae. Gene Ontology annotation, molecular function: ADP binding. The transcript is spliced from 8 exons. Gene Ontology annotation, biological process: signal transduction; defense response. The record is from RefSeq and is a predicted model, not a curated record.
AUGCCAAGCUGCAUCAGGACGGCCAUAGCCAGAGCAGAACAAACUUACGCUACGGCGAGCUCAGAUCCAAGUACGUCGUCGGGAAGCGAGUACCAAGUGUUCCUAAGCUUCAGAGGACCCGACACUCGCGUCGGAUUCACCGACUUCCUCUUCCACAGCUUGACCGAUGCUGGAAUAUGCGUCUUUCGAGAUGAUGAAGAGCUCCAUGUUGGUGAAAGGAUCGAUGGAUCGCUCCAGCGAGCGAUCGACAACUCCAAGAUCUACAUACCCGUCUUCUCUCGGACAUAUGCUUCGAGCCAAUGGUGCCUUCGUGAGCUCGCGCAGAUCAUGGCAAAUACUUCCAAAUCGGAAGGUAAAAAAGAGAUCCUACCCAUUUUCUUCGACGUGGAACCUAACGAUGUUAAGCUGAAAACCCCUUUGUAUCGCGAUGCCAUACUCAAUUUGGAACGGGAGAAGAAGUUGAGCAAUGAGCAAGUAGAGGCAUGGAGAGAGGUUCUCAUGAAGGUUGAUGCUAUAAAGGGAUGGGAAGUGAAGAAGUACAAAGGCUACGGUGACGUGAUUAAAUUGAUCGUUGAGGAGGUCGUGCAAAAGAUGAAGACAAAACAUAGAUCCGUGACUGAACAUUUAGUUGGAAUUGAUGAUCGAGUUGCAGCACUAACCGAAUUGUUAGACGUCAGCUCCGACGGUGUGCGGCUCGUUGGAAUUCAUGGCAUGGGGGGUAUCGGUAAAACGACUCUUGCCAAAGUCGUAAGAAGCAUUGACGAAAUUGAUUAUGGAACAAAGAGGAUUGAAGAAGUACUUAGCAAUAAAAAAGUCCUCAUUGCACUCGAUGAUGUUGCUAACUUGGAGCAAGUAGAGAAAUUAGUUGGAAGGAGUACUUUGAAUUCAGGAUCUAGAAUAUUGAUUACAACUAGAAAUAAAGAUGUUCUGCGAAUCGAUAGACCAAACUAUCGAAUCUCAGAAUAUGAAAUGGAGGUGAUGAGUAGUGCUCAUGCGCUCGAGCUUCUCAGUAGGCAUGCAUUUAAUAGUGACUCCCCGUCAGAUGAUUACAAGGAUCUUUCAAGGAAAAUCGUAGCUGCGAUCGGGAGACUUCCAUUGGCUCUUGAAGUAAUUGGUUCGUUCCUCCGUGGUAAAGGGCAAGACAUAUGGAGAGAGACAUCGGAGAAGUUAAGCAACGCACCUCGCAAUGAUGUUUUUGAAAAGUUGAAGAUCAGCUAUGAUGCCUUAAGUUACCGGCAACAACAAAUUUUCCUCGAUAUUGCAUGCUUUUUCAUUGGUGAGCCUACGACAUAUGCAAUCUACAUGUGGAAAGAUUGUGAUUUUUUCCUAGAUGCUGGAGUUGGCGUCCUCAUUAGCAUGUCAUUGGUAAAGAUCGUGGAAAAUACGUUUUGGAUGCAUGAUCAACUCAGAGAUCUUGGAAGAGAAAUCAUUCAUCGUCAAAAUCCAAUAAAUCCUGAAGAGCGGAGUAGGAUAUGGAUUGACAAGGAGGUCCUCGAAGCAAUAAGAACAAAGGAGAUGAAGAAGAACGUCCAAGCAUUGACUCUUGACUUACGCAAAAGUGAUAAUAAGACAAUCACAAGUGAGGAGAUAGGAAGGUUUCAACAUCUACGGUACCUUAGAUUGAGUGGGGGAACCUUUCGCGGUAACUUAGCAAUGAGCCUUACCAAUAUGAGCUGGAUUUUUUGGAGUAGUCCUCCUCGUCGGUUGUUUUUCAAGCCAACCAAUAUGCGCUUAAAUAAUGUGGUAGUUCUUGAAUUUUCACGCAAUGCCUUCAUAGAUGAUUCGAAACUACAGAGCUUAACCAAGAGGGCAAGAAAAUUGAAAGUUCUUUCUCUUGAAUAUUGCCACAACAUAAAGAGAAUGCCGGACUUCUCCGGAUGCCCGAAUUUAGAGAGGCUUAAUUUCAAUGGAUGUUCCAAUUUAAGGAAACUUGAUGGCUCUAUUGGGAUGUUGAAGUCUUUGAUUCACCUAAAGAUUAGAGGUUGCCGUUCUCUUGAAUAUUUGCCCGAAGAAAUCGAGAACCUAGUGAAGCUGGAGCACUUCUCGGUCGAGGAGUGUCCAGUGAAGAAACUACCAGAUUCCAUAUGGAGGUUGAAAUCAUUAUGUGAGUUGCACUUUGACAACAGCUAUCCUAGAAUACGUUGGGCAAAUUCAUGGGAGAUACCUAGUGUACUAAUGCUUGAGAAACUAGAAGUGCUUCGAAUCUAUAGUCCCAAUUUGAAAGGUCGACUCCCUCGGGCGAUCGGAAAUUUUCCCUCUCUAAGAGUCCUACGGUUGUCGCGAACUCGCAUCGGUGAAGUUCCGGAGACAGUUAGUAUGCUUCCUCGCCUGCAAACGCUUGAGUUAAUAAAUUGUAAUGAGAUUCAAGAGCUGCCGAUGCUUCCCACAAGUUUAAGCAAUAUACAAGUGUCAUCUAAAUCAUUGCGGGUAGUCUCGUACAUCUCGAAUCCGACUAAUUUGGUUCCGUUGGACCUUGAUGAUGGCUCUCGUUGGAAAGAGGGAGGUAAAAUUUGCACUGGUGAUUUAGGGGGAAUGGGGAAGUUAUCCAAAUUGAACAAGUUGAAAUUGGAACUUCUCAAUGUCCCCGCUCCGACCGAGUUGGCUUCCCUUUCUCGGUUAAAGGAACUUUAUUUGUCUGGUUUGGAUCUGCGAACGCUCACGCAACUUCCAUCAUCUUUGCUAGAGUUACAGCUGGAUAAGUUCAAUUCAGCCGUGUCACUCUCAUCCAGAUUAGAGAACUUGUCAAGUUUAGAGCUCACAUCGUCUCAAGUGCAAGAAAUUCGACUCAGCGGGCUUCAACUUUGUAACUUAACACGGUUGAUUUUGGGAGGCGGUGAACCCCUCGAGAGACUUGAGCUAUCAAACUUGAGGAAGCUAAAAACCGUCGAGGUAUCAGCUUGCCCAAAGCUUGUUGAGAUCCAAUUUGUUGGGGCAUUUGAAUCAUUGGAGGAAUUAAGUAUCGAGAACUGCGAGUCCUUGGGAGGGUUAGGGUACGCGGGGUACGCGGGUGAAGCAGAGUCUGCUGGUGAGUUGACCAUGGAGGAAGGGAGACUAAUUCUUCCGUCGAGGGUAUUUUGUAAGUUGAGAAUGUUCGAGCUUGGUUGUUGCCCAAAGAUACUCCAAAUUCAAGUACUCGGUACAUCAGAAUUGUGGAAAGAAUUUUGGGUAACGGAUUGUCGUCUCUUGCACAGUGUUCGGGGUUUAUCAAACUUAAAGAAGCUUGAGCUGUUGGGCAUCCGCAGCUGCGAUGGUCUACCGGUUGUUGAGGGCCUUGACGAGUUAGAGGCUUUGAAGGUCUUGUACGUUGAUGACAGCCCAUCAUUGGAAAGGUGGAUUGAUGUAUCAAAUACCAAAUUGCCAAAUGAUUGCCGCAUCGAGAUCCCUCACAUUCCUCACCGUAGAUCUAAGACAUAUUUCGAAGGCACCGUCCAAUCUUACAAGCGUUAUAAGGAGUCACGCUCUCAUCGGACGUGUACGUGUUUUUAG